Molecule: messenger RNA, 4902 nt
Organism: Thrips palmi
Lineage: Eukaryota; Metazoa; Arthropoda; Insecta; Thysanoptera; Thripidae
Gene: Pfas
Product: phosphoribosylformylglycinamidine synthase
Exons: 21
Coding region: 11-4015 (1334 amino acids)
Biological process (GO): 'de novo' IMP biosynthetic process
Molecular function (GO): phosphoribosylformylglycinamidine synthase activity
Source: RefSeq, a predicted model, not a curated record
GAUAAAAACCAUGGAUACUCACGUCUUAAGGCUGUAUCAGCAUCCCGGCCUUAAUGUGGGCAGUGUUGCCUCAAAGGUCAAGCUUCUAAAGCAGGUGUCUCCUGUUGUGAGUGGCCUAAGGACAGAAUUAUGUUACAACCUGGAAGUUAAAGGAAGCCUCUCUGAGGAUGAUCUCCGUGCCCUGCGAUGGAUUCUGGGAAACCCCUUGCACCCUGAGCAGCUGACAUCAGAACCUCAUCUUGUAGGUCAUUCUCAUGGAAGCCUUAUGAUUGAAAUUGGGCCCAGGCUCAACUUUUCAACUGCUUUUUCGAGCAAUGCUGUUUCCAUUUGUCAGAAAGUUGGCCUGACAAAUAUCUCACGGGUGGAAGUAUCAGUGCGCUACCUGAUUGACUGGGAGCAAAAUGGACUCAAUCAACCAAAGGAUCUUCCGAAUCAGCUAGCUGCUGUGCUCCAUGACAAGAUGACUCAGUGUCGUUACGAGAGGCCUCUGGAGUCAUUUGAUUUGGGUGUGGCUCCUGCCCCAUGGUUUGAGGUAGAUGUGAUGAAGAAGGGGAGGCCCGCAUUGGAGGAAGUCAAUUCCAAACUUGGUUUGGCGUUUGAUAACUGGGAUCUCGACUUCUACACAAACCUGUUCCGAGAUAAGCUGAAGCGUAACCCUACUAGUGUGGAGUGCUUUGAUCUUGCACAGUCAAACAGUGAGCACAGCAGACACUGGUUUUUCAAGGGUGCCAUGGUCAUUGAUGGAGAGAAGCAGAAAGAAUCCCUGUUUGACAUGAUUAUUCAGACACAAUCCUCAUCAAAUCCGAACAAUGUCAUCAAGUUUAGUGACAACAGCAGUGCUAUUGAAGGAUUUGAGGUUCAAAACUUCCGCCCCCAGAACCCUGGAAAGCCUAGUGCUUUUAAAACAUCCAAAUCUAAAAGCCAUCUUAUUUUCACCGCUGAGACUCACAACUUCCCAACUGGAGUGGCACCUUUCAGUGGAGCUACUACUGGUACUGGUGGCAGGCUGCGAGAUGUCCAUGCUGUUGGCAGAGGUGGGCAUUGCAUUGCUGGAACCGCUGGCUACUCUGUUGGAAACUUGAACAUUCAAGGCUAUGAUUUACAAUGGGAAGAGAAGAGUUACAAGUAUCCAAGCAACUUUGCUUUGCCAUUAGAUAUUUUGGUGGAGGCUAGUAAUGGUGCUUCAGACUACGGAAACAAAUUUGGAGAGCCGUUAAUCUGUGGUUUUACCAGAUCAUUUGGUCUCACUGAUUCUUCUGGUGAAAGAAGAGAGUGGAUCAAACCUAUUAUGUUUAGUGGAGGUGUUGGUACAAUUGACCACAACAUGACUGAAAAGUUGAAGCCUGCUAAAGGUAUGCAGGUUGUUAAGCUGGGGGGCCCUAUUUACAGGAUUGGUGUUGGUGGUGGCGCUGCUAGCUCAGUUGAGGUUCAAGGAGACAAUGCUGAGGACCUAGACUUUGGCGCUGUGCAACGUGGAGAUGCGGAAAUGGAACAGAAACUCAAUCGAGUGAUUAGGGCCUGCUUAGAAAUGGGUGAAAAAAAUCCUAUUCUCACCAUCCAUGAUCAAGGUGCAGGUGGAAAUGGUAAUGUUUUAAAGGAGCUUGUUGAGCCAGAAGGAGCAGUGAUCUUCACAAAACGCUUCCAGCUGGGUGAUCCAACAAUCUCAACUCUGGAAUUAUGGGGUGCAGAAUACCAAGAGAACGAUGCUCUCCUUUGCAAACAGGAGGAUGUUCCUGUAUUAAAGCAAAUUGGUGAACGUGAGCGUUGCCCUGUGAAUUUUGUGGGAACUGUCACUGGCACUGGAAAAGUCAUUUUGUCUGAGGAAGAUGACACCAGUGACGAGAAGUAUUUGAACGGCAAUGAAGGCAAUCAGCGUCACCCUGUGGAUUUGGAGCUGGAGUUGGUGUUGGGUAAAAUGCCACAAAAAGAGUUCCACCUCGACAGGAAGCCCCUCAUUACCAGAUCCUUGUCCCUCCCUGCUAGCCUCGAUGUCAAAGCUGCAUUGGAACUGGUUUUGCGCCUGCCAACAGUCUGCAGCAAACGUUUCCUCACCAACAAAGUGGAUCGUUGUGUGACUGGUCUCAUUGCUCAGCAGCAGUGUGUUGGACCUCUGCAUACACCUCUGGCAGAUGUUGCUGUUACUGCUAUUUCAAUGUUUAACACAGAAGGUGUGGCUACAGCAAUUGGUGAACAACCCAUCAAGGGUUUAAUUAACGCCAAGGCUGGAGCUCGAAUGGCAGUUGCUGAAUCUCUUACCAACCUUGUGUUUGCUGCCAUCAGCGACAUCAAGGAUGUAAAGUGCAGUGGAAACUGGAUGUGGGCAGCCAAACUUCCUGGAGAAGGCACAGCACUUUAUGAGGCUUGCCAAGCCAUGUGCAAGUGUAUGUGUGAACUGGGAAUCGCCAUUGAUGGCGGUAAAGACUCCUUGAGUAUGGCAGCCCGUGUGGGUUCAGACACUGUAAAGGCACCAGGCACGCUGGUUGUAUCAACGUACGCUCCUUGCCCAGACAUCCGUAAAAAAAUCACUCCAGACUUGAAAAGCCCGGCAAUGGGACAGAAGGGGUGCCUCUUGCUUGUUGAUCUGUCAGGUGGAAAAAUGCGACUUGGUGGCUCAGCAUUGGCCCAAUGCUUCAAACAACUGGGAGACUGUCCCCCGGACCUUGAUGACUGCAAACUUCUUUCUCGGGCCUUUACAGCAACCCAGAAACUCAUCAAAGAAAAUGUUCUUCUUGCUGGUCAUGAUGUUAGUGACGGUGGUUUGGCAACCUGCCUCUUGGAAAUGGCAUUUGCUGGCUUGAGUGGCCUUCUUAUCAACAUUGACCAUGCUGAAGAAGGAGCUGAUCCUCUUGAGGUUCUAUUUGCCGAAGAAUUGGGUUGGGUUUUGGAAGUCUCUCAGGAGCAUGUUUCACAUGUACGACAGACCUUCAGAGAUGCCCAAGUGCCUUGCCAUACCAUCGGCCACUCUACAGGUCUUGGAAUGGAAUCUAAGAUUCAAAUGAAAAUCAAGGGAACUGUUGUCCUGAAUGGAGAUGUUUCAUCUCUCUUCAGUGAGUGGGAGUACACCAGCUACCAGCUUGAGUGUCGCCAGACUAACCCCAUGUGUGCUCGCCAAGAAUUUGAGGGUUUGAGUAGAAGACGUGUACCCAAAUACAAACUGUCCUUUGAUGCCAAUGUGGUGCCCAAGCCACAGAAAAGCUUAGCAUCUGCUCCUAGAGUGGCAGUGAUCAGAGAGGAAGGUUCCAAUGGUGACAGAGAGAUGUCAGCUUCUCUCUAUAUGGCUGGUUUUGAGGUGUGGGACCUGACUAUGCAGGACCUUCUGGAUGGACAAAUCACUAUUGAUUCCUUCCGAGGUGUCAUUUUCCCUGGUGGCUUCAGCUAUGCUGAUGUUCUUGGCUCUGCUAAAGGCUGGGCAGCUAGUCUACUUUUCCAUGCAAGACUUCGUGACCAGUUCAAGGCCUUUGCCAUGCGAAAAGAUACCUUCAGUUUGGGUGUGUGCAACGGUUGCCAGCUCAUGAGCUUGUUGGGUUGGAUUGGAGUCAAGUCAAUUGCCGAAGCUGAUGAUGUCCCUGAUAUUGUCCUCGAUCACAAUGAGUCGGAACGCUUUGAGUGCCGAUUCAGCAGUGUGCGCAUUGAGAAGUCCAAGGCCUUGAUGCUUCAAGGCAUGAGUGACAGUGUGCUGGGAGUGUGGGUGGCUCAUGGAGAAGGUAAAUUCACCAUGAGAGAGAACAGCAUGCUUCAAAAACUUGAAGCUGGAUCCUGUGUGGCCCUGCGGUACGUCUCUGAAGAUGGUGAAAUGGCAGUGGAGUAUCCCUUGAAUCCAAAUGGAAGCAUAAGUGCCAUUGCAGGUAUCUGCUCUAUGGAUGGCAGACAUCUUGCCAUGAUGCCCCACCCUGAACGCUGCACACAGAUGUGGCAGUGGCCUUGGGCACCAUCUGACUGGAGCACUAAAGUUCAGACGUCACCUUGGAUGCGCAUGUUCCACAAUGCGUAUACUUGGUGUGUUGACAAUGCUUGAGCAAAACUCAUAAUUUCGGAAUCUAUUUCAAACUGUUCUCAAUUUUCUAAUCUAUUAAGGUAGCCUUCACUAUAUGUUUUUGUUUUGAUAACUCAAUAUCACAGACAGAAAUGUGCAGUCUUUGAAUUGAGGAGAGGAGUUGAUUCAUUUUAAAGAUGUCAUAGAGUAUCGUGUUGUCUGUGAUUGAUUAGGUGACUUCCAUCAUAAUCAGGUGAUAUAUGUAAUUACUGUUCAUUUUUGUUCCAAAAGCCGAACCUUGAGAUCUGUUACUACCCUUGUUCAGUAUUGUGAGCAACUAAUGAUGCAACUGUUGUUUUUAGAGAAGCCAUAAAAUUUCUGUGAUACUUAGGGUAAUAACACUGCCUUGGGGCUUCCAGGAUUUCUACCUAUGAACUUCAGGAAAGCUUUAUUAAUAAUUUGGCCCUAAGAACACAAAAUAGUUAUGGUGUAGUCAAUGGUGCCUAAAUGUCACCCCUUCUUUUCUGAAUUAUUCAUCAAAAACAGUUAUCCAAAUAACCUUUUGCGUUAGAUGGAUGGAACUUUCUGCUGUUGUAUCCAUCUUUGAUGUACUGUUGUUAUAUGCCACAACUAACAGUGUAUGGGUUUUUUUUAUCUGUAUGAGUCUUGUUAUCCUUUUUAUAAAAACGACUAUUUUUUUAAUCUCUUUUUUAUUCAAUGAGGUUUGGAUGUUCUACAAAUAUAUUUUUCUCCUCAGGAUGAUUCCUGACUGUUUUUUAAGGAGUCAUUUGUUAUUUGAUUAGAAGAGUCUUUGUUACAAUUUCUGUAGGAGCAUGCUGAUAUGAUAUGAAAAGUAGUACAAACACAAUUAUCAAUGUAAAACAAGAUGCUAAGUAUUUUUUGUUAUAAAUAAGUACUUUCUUACAAAA